Molecule: messenger RNA, 1966 nt
Organism: Mus musculus (house mouse)
Lineage: Eukaryota; Metazoa; Chordata; Mammalia; Rodentia; Muridae
Gene: Acyp2
Product: acylphosphatase 2, muscle type
Exons: 4
Coding region: 400-639 (79 amino acids)
Molecular function (GO): acylphosphatase activity
Source: RefSeq, a predicted model, not a curated record
CCCCUAUUAUCCUUCUCAUCUCUACCCACUUAGACUUUACCCGCUCUGUCCUCUCAACAAGUCACCCUCUUAUUUUCAUCCUUAUAGAAAAAACAAAACAAAACCUUUUUUGUGUCAAAUAAACGUCGGUGGGUAGAUAUUAGUUGGUUUAAUCCCCUCACAUGCCCGACCUCCGUUUUCUUUAGAGAACCGGGUCCUGGGGAACGCAGAGAGGGAGCACCCUGCUAGGGAGCCCGAGCGCCGGGUGUCCCGUCGCCCUCACUGUGUACAACGGUCAUCUGCCAUCUUCUUACGCAUGACCCAGCGCGCUCUUGUCUUGGCUUCUGGGCGUCGGUCCCAGAGCCCAUAAGUCUUCCUCCCCUGGCGGCUGUCGCAGUCUCCGCGCCACAUACCCAGCUAAUGCUGCUCGGGAGAAGGCUGGCCGCCAUGACCGAGCUGCUCAAGUCUGUGGACUACGAAGUGUUCGGGACAGUGCAAGGUGUUUGCUUCAGAAUGUACACAGAAGGAGAAGCUAAGAAACGAGGUCUGGUUGGCUGGGUGAAGAACACAAGCAAAGGCACAGUGACAGGUCAAGUUCAAGGCCCCGAAGAAAAGGUUGAUGCCAUAAUGUCAUUCAUAGUAGUUGGAAUCACCCAGUAGGUCAUCUUCACGUUGGUCCAAAGGUACGUUUUUAACCUUAGAACCCUUCAUAUUUUUUGCGCCUUGAUAGUCAUCUUACUUUUAAUUGCUGAAUACUAUGCCCUUGCUUGUGUACGCCAUAGCUUCUUAUUAAAGAAAACCUUCUUGUUUAAGUUUUCUCAAUUACACACUAAUUACUAUCAAAUUAUUAAUAUUGUUUUUGUGUUAGAGAUGGAACCCAGGCCUUCAUGCAUAGCAAGAAUACACUCUGCCACUUGAACGACAUUCCUUCUUUCAGUUUCCUAAAACCUGUUACUGUGAGUUAGGUGUGGUGGUUCACACCUAAAAUCCUUGGGGGCUGAAACAGGAUUGCUAUGACUUUGAGGACAGCCUGGGAUACAGAUGCACUGUCUCAAAACAUAAGACAAAACAAAACUUAUUACUUAUUACUUUUUUAUUUUUGUACAAUUUUUGUUGUUCACAUUGUGUUUCUAGACAGGGUCUUGCUGUACAUCUUUGGUUUGCCUUGAAUCCCUGAUUUUCCUGUUUUAGCUUUCCAAGGGCUAUGUGUACCAUUUUGCCAUAUAUAUAUAUAUACAUACAUAUAUAUAUAUUUACAUGCACAUAUGUAUAUAUUUGUGUGUAUGUGAAUUUAUAGUGUAAUAAGGGGAACAUAAACAUUUUUUAAAAACUUCUCUAUUUUCUAAAAACUUAAAGCAUAUUUCAAUAUACUUACUACAAAAUAAUUAUUUUUUAAUCCAUAAAAUGGUUUGUGUGAUUAUAAAGGCAAAAGUGAAAAGGUUCUUGCCUUCUACCAAUCAGGGAAAGCAUACAUCCUGACAUACUUUCUGUCUAUUACCUCCUGCCUAUGUGUGAUCAAGCCCAUCCUGAGCAAUUGGGGCAACAGACCUUGUUUAUUGAAGUGAAAACAAAUGGCUUGUUAUCUUACAUGAACAGCCCCAAGCAUUCCAGGAAGUUAUUUGUCCUUGGGCAAGUGAAGCUUACAAGUUAGAGGCAUUUUGAUUACAACUGUCUUAACCAUAGUAAUUAAAACUUAAACCACAACUUUAGCCCUCACAGGGGUCCUCUGUUCACUUGCCUGAGGAGUCUUGGUCAGUUGCUGUCCUGCUUUUUUGGAGUGUUUUGAAAAAUAUCAUUAGAGGGUUAUAAACAGAUGAUUUGGUUACCAAUUAAAACUGAGAGAUUGCCCAGGAAGUUGGAGGGGGGAUGGGAUGGGAGAGACAGGAAUGAGCCAGUAAAAGGAGUUGAUCCUAGGUAACAAUGACUAGUCAGGAAUGCUGUAUCAAAAUGAGUUAGCAAUAGCCACAGGGAGCUACAGAGCAUGGAA